Messenger RNA from Ilyonectria robusta, 422 nucleotides. RefSeq lists its product as uncharacterized. The coding region runs from base 108 to 326 and encodes 72 amino acids. The record is from RefSeq and is a predicted model, not a curated record. The transcript has a single exon. Lineage: Eukaryota; Fungi; Ascomycota; Sordariomycetes; Hypocreales; Nectriaceae.
GCUACCUAAUCAAGGAGGAUGUAGUGAGCGUCAAAGAUGUCGAUACCAUCAUAGAGGCGAGUCUGGGGCCGCGAUUUGCGACUCAGGGCCCUUUCAAAGCUUACCACAUGGGAGGCGGUACGGCAGGCAUCCGGGGGCUCAUGCACAACUUGCAGGGUACGAUCCAAGAUGUUUGGGACAGUUUCGAGGAUCUUGGUUUUGGAAACGGUGAUGGCUGGGAGGAAAAGGUGAUGACGCAGACGGAGGAAGCCUACGGGAUGCCAAACUCGGCACAGUUCACCGCCCGAGACAAGCAGCUCCGGAGUGUGCUAAGAACUCAAAAGUGAGUUGAUCAAAUGGUGAUGGGUGGGAAGGAGGAGAGAGGUUGAAGUCUUCACGUCGAAUAUCGCCGCGACAUGGGAGGAAGCCGAAUACAUCACUAG